Gastrolobium bilobum is the source of this 1531-nucleotide messenger RNA. Its product is annotated as ethylene-responsive transcription factor ERF113-like. Gene Ontology annotation, molecular function: DNA-binding transcription factor activity; DNA binding. Lineage: Eukaryota; Viridiplantae; Streptophyta; Magnoliopsida; Fabales; Fabaceae. Gene Ontology annotation, biological process: ethylene-activated signaling pathway; regulation of DNA-templated transcription. The transcript has 2 exons. The record is from RefSeq and is a predicted model, not a curated record. Bases 203 to 1129 code for a protein of 308 amino acids.
UUGUCUCCCUUAUCCUGUUUAUAGCCCAAAAGAAUUCAUUGAAAAACCCUAGCUUCUUCUCCUCUCUUCUCAUCCAAGCUCUAUUUUUUUCUUCCAUUCCUUGAUCUGCUUUACGUUCGUUCAAUCGAUCCAAACACAUAGCACCCACGUACUGGUUUUUGUUAGAUUCAAUUAUGUUGGCACUUUGCACGCACUCCGGUUCAUGAUCAAUGGAACCACAAAGAAAGAUACUCAGAAUCAUUACACAACGACGGCAAAGUUAACAAAAUACCUACUUGAUAGCUUUCGCGUAAUCGAUAUCGCAGUUGCUAAAGUGGAUCCAAAACAUGGAAAGAGGUCACGUCCUUUCGAAGAAGCGCAAGAGAAAGAAGAGGAGCAACCGUUCCCGUUUUAUUCUACUCGGUCCCAUCAAGACACGUUAGCCAUUGUCUCGGCCCUUGUUCAAGUCAUUGGUGGCAAUCCAGUGCAUAUAGAUCCAAUAACAGCGUCCCAAUCCAGUGCUUCAGAGAAUGAACAACUCCAACCACCACAAAAUCAAGGAAACAUAAAAAGGCACUAUAGAGGAGUGAGGCAGCGACCAUGGGGCAAGUGGGCCGCGGAGAUUCGCGAUCCUAAGAAAGCAGCGAGGGUUUGGCUUGGAACUUUUGACACUGCUGAGGCUGCUGCACUUGCAUAUGACAAAGCAGCUCUCACUUUUAAAGGAAACAAAGCUAAGCUUAAUUUUCCAGAAAGGGUUCAACUCAGUACUUCUGAAUUUGGUUACCUUACAAAUCGUCCCAAUGAUCAAUCCCAUGUGAUGUCUAGCACUGGCGGUCAUAAUGAACAAACGCAUACCCCAAAUGCUCUUGCAUCUCCAUAUCCACACUUUUCGGUAGAAACAUUUCAAUAUGCCCAACUUCAUCAAAGUGGUACUAACAACAACUACUUCAAUAAUGCUAUGCCUCGUUCCUAUGGGAGUGACACGUUUGUUUUGUCUUGUCCGUUAUCAGCUGCCACUUCGUCUUCAUCGCCAUCUUUUGAACUAUCUGAUCAAUAUUCUCAACAACAAGAACAGCUUUCGAUGCAAUUUGGAGGUUCUUCUUCUACUUCUGAGCCUUCUAGGAAUGGGACAAGUGAUUUGAAUGGUUGACGUUGAAGACUAUAUAUUUACACAUAGUCGCUCUCAAGGUCUUUUUUUUUUUUUCCUGAUUAUAUAUAUGACGCUUGCGAAUUUAGAGUCUAUUUAUUAUAUGUUUUCAAGGAAAUUAAUGUUUGUUUGAGAAUUAUGUCACCCAGCAUGCCUAAGAAAAAGAUUCAAGAGCAUUUGAGCAUGUUGCUAAUAGUUUAAUUGAGGUUUUCACAAUUAUUGAUUGCUUCUAUCAAAUCUGCAUGUAAAUAAUUUAUUUAUUAUCGUUCCAGUGUCCAUCAAAUCAAUAUUAAUGAAGCUGCAAAUAUUUUAAUAGGGAGAAAUACCAUGUCUUUGAUUAGGACUUGGCUGUUUAAGACAAUUCGGAUAAAUGCCCCUUCUAGAGGAUUUAUAAAUUGUUAUCAG